Messenger RNA from Linum trigynum, 1992 nucleotides. The record is from the annotation of a GenBank genome assembly. NCBI's taxonomy places the organism in Eukaryota, Viridiplantae, Streptophyta, Magnoliopsida, Malpighiales, Linaceae.
UUCCAAUCCAAUCCAUUCCAAAUUUCCAUUCCGUCAACAACUUUUCCACCAUCUCUCCCUCCAUUUGACUUUUCCGAUUUCCGAUCACCACCGUCACCGUUUCAGCUUUCAGUAAUGGAGAGCACAAUGAAAGAGCUCGGUGACUCAGCCUCCGUCCUCGACCUCGACCCCAAGACCGCCGUCGGCGGUGGCGUCGAAGACGUCUACGGCGAGGACUUCGCCACCGAGGACCAGCUCAUCACUCCCUGGACCGUCUCCGUCGCCAGUGGGUACUCUCUGCUGAGAGAUCCUCGCCAUAACAAGGGGCUGGCCUUCACCGAGAAGGAGAGAGAUGCUCACUACUUGUCCGGCCUUCUGCCGCCUGUUGUUCUCUCACAGCAGCUUCAGGAGAAGAAAUUGAUGAACUCCAUUAGACAGUAUCAGCUUCCGAUUCAGAAGUACAUGGCCAUGAUGGAACUCGAGGAGAGGAACGAAAGGCUGUUCUAUAAGCUUCUCAUCGACAAUGUCGAGGAGUUGCUGCCAGUUGUUUACACUCCCACAGUUGGGGAGGCUUGCCAGAAGUACGGCAGCAUUUUCAGGCGCCCUCAGGGUCUAUACAUCAGCUUGAAAGAGAAGGGGAGAGUUCUUGAUGUGUUGAAGAACUGGCCUGAGAGGAGCAUUCAAGUCAUUGUCGUGACAGAUGGUGAAAGGAUUUUGGGACUCGGAGAUCUUGGAUGCCAGGGGAUGGGAAUUCCUGUUGGAAAGUUGUCUCUUUACACCGCGCUUGGAGGAAUUCGCCCAUCUGCAUGUUUGCCUAUUACCAUUGAUGUUGGUACAAACAAUGAGAAGUUGCUGAAUGAUGAAUUCUAUAUUGGACUUAAACAAAGGAGGGCUACUGGCCAGGAAUAUUCUGAACUUCUUCAUGAGUUCAUGUCAGCUGUAAAGCAGUGUUAUGGAGAAAAAGUUCUUAUUCAGUUUGAAGAUUUUGCCAACCACAAUGCCUUUGAACUACUUGCGAAGUACCGUACAAGUCAUCUUGUUUUCAACGAUGAUAUCCAGGGUACAGCAUCUGUGGUUCUUGCAGGAGUUGUUUCAGCAUUGAAGAUCCUUGGUGGCUCCCUUGCUGAUCACAAGUUCCUCUUCUUGGGUGCCGGAGAAGCUGGAACUGGGAUAGCUGAGCUUAUAGCUCUCGAGAUGUCAAAGCGAACAAAUACUCCUUUGGAAGAGUGUCGUAAGAGGAUCUACUUGGUGGACUCAAAGGGUUUAAUCGUCAAAUCCCGCCUAGAAUCACUUCAGCACUUCAAGCAGCCAUGGGCACAUGAGCAUGAAUCUGUCAAGACACUCUUGGAAGCUGUCAACGCACUCAAACCAACGGUUCUUAUCGGAGCAUCAGGGAUGGGCAAAACAUUCACAAAGGAAGUCGUUGAAGCCAUGUCUUCCUUCAAUGAGAAACCUCUCAUCAUGGCUCUGUCCAACCCAACUUCACAAGCUGAGUGUACUGCCGAAGAAGCAUACACCUGGAGCAAGGGUAAAGUAAUUUUCGCUAGCGGGAGUCCAUUCGAUCCUGUCGAGUACGAGGGCAAAGUUUUUGUCCCCGGACAGGGCAACAACGCAUACAUUUUCCCUGGAUUUGGGUUGGGAGUGGUGAUGUCUGGUGCCAUUCGCGUCCACGACGACAUGCUUCUUGCAGCUUCUGAGGCAUUGGCAGAACAAGUGACGGAUGCAGAGUACGAGAAAGGGCUGAUCUACCCGCCUUUCUCCAAGAUCAGGAAGAUCUCGGCUGAGAUCGCUGCUAAAGUCGCUGCCAAGGCUUACGAGCUUGGAUUGGCCAGCCGGAUUCCUCGUCCGGCGAGUCUCGUAAAGUACGCGGAGAGCUGCAUGUACAGCCCUGUGUACAGGAACUACCGGUGAACCGAACACUCUCUGCCGCCCCCGGUGGUUUGAAGCCACGGUCGGAAGCCUGCUCUGUUGCUUCUGGACCACGCAAUAAAAUAAUAAAGAUGAAUUUUGCUU